CUGCGAAGUACUAGUUUCUUGAGAUUCUACUGUAAACAAACAGACUUAAACAAAAAACCAACAUAAUUUUGUUGAGUAAUUAAAUUCUCUGUUCCUUCUGCGUAGCUUGUAUCAGCAACUGAUUUGAUUGCUAAUCACAGAUUUUGUUUUUUUCUUUAUUUUUUUCUUCUUUUUUGGAGGCUUACCGUUUGACGGAUUCCACUUAGGCCAAAAUCGUAAUUGUGUGUUAUUUUAAAUAUAAUGUCGUUUCCAUUUGUUUCUGAUUUUCCAAGAGACCCUUUAGAAUACGAAUGUGUAGAGGAAGAUAUGCCCAUGGGAUCCUCUACACCUACUAAAUUGCAAUCAGGAAAUGGUUCUUUACGAGGAUUCAAUGACUCUCAUCAACAGCGUCUUCAAGAGGCACUCUUUGAGUUGAAUCAAGAAUCCAUGCAUUCCAUUCAUUUAAGCAUAGACGAGUCUAUAUCCGAAAAUAACAAUAUCCUGAAUGAUAAAGAAUUCCAACGUCCUGCCUCUUCUUCUCUUUCACAAAAAGAUGCUCCCGCGGGAAGUCCCUCCAAAACAAAAACCCCCAUGAGCAGCUGCUUUGAGGAAUGGCUUCCAUCAUCUAAAUACAAAUAUUCGAGUCCAACAAAAAGUCCAACUAGAUUCCUUGCUCCCACAUCUCCCUCGAAGAGAGGUAUUCCCUUAAUGGCAAUUAAUGCGAAUCAAAUAACUCCUAAAAAUCACAACCAUCAUGAAAAAUCCAAUUUUGAAAAUCUUUCGUUACCAAGAUCUAUAGACCGAACAUUUAAUAGCUUUCGCACGCCGUCUCGUCCGGGAUUACCAAAAGAUUCACCUUCCCCUUCUAAAAGUUCCAUCAAACAAGAAUUACCCAAAAAGAAUGAUGGAGCUUGCUGGAGCAACCAACCAUCCGUUAAAAAUUCUAUUCAAGGAGAACCCAUAUCCAGAGAGGAUGCCGCAUCGGAAACUGGGCUGUCUUUCAAUGCUUCUCCGUUUAGAAGUUUCAUGGAGACUACCCUGGAGGAAAGUUUAGCACACGAUGAUGCGACAUGCCCUCAUCUUGUCAGAUUAGAGAAACUACGUGAGCUACUUUCGUUCGUUCAGUUAGAGUUGCAAUGUUAUGUUGACCCGUACAAGAAAGAACUUCGAGAAGCCAAAGAACAUAUGGCUUUAAAAGACCAGGAAUUGGAAAUUUUACGAACUAAACUAAAAAAUGCCGGUCUAUCUUGAUUCCUAUAGAUACAUUGUUACGCGGGCUCAACGAUCUUUUCUAAAUUUUGUACUUUUUCUUUAUGUUGAUUAUAUAAUCUUUGCUCAUCCUUUUUAAUAAUUUCUAUUUAAUUUCUAUUAAGAUUCUCAAAAUAGCGUUUACGCAAGGGAUUUUUCUACUAGCUUUUUUUUGUAUGAAAGAGGCAACUGAAGAACAAUCUGAAAGAAAAAAUUCUGUAUCAUUAUUUAGUUGGGGGUGUUUGCAAAUCGAAAAAUUAGUGCUGAACUUGAAACUUUUUGUCUCAAAUCAUGGUGAUCCAUUUCAUGUACUAUAUUAUGUUAAUAAGCCAGUCAAGUAAAGGAUAGUUAAUUAGAACAUACCAUCUUCUAAAGUACCCC
Molecule: messenger RNA, 1608 nt
Organism: Schizosaccharomyces octosporus yFS286
Lineage: Eukaryota; Fungi; Ascomycota; Schizosaccharomycetes; Schizosaccharomycetales; Schizosaccharomycetaceae
Exons: 2
Coding region: 241-1230 (329 amino acids)
Source: RefSeq, a predicted model, not a curated record